AUGUGGCGGUUUUCCUUGGCCCUUGCCUUCGUUGCGGUGGGCUCCGCCCAGCAUAGUACCGCCGAGGAUUACCGGGCGCAGAAGUGUGCCUUCAUUAAGAAGGAGAUCGCUUCCGGUCACAAGGCUUACCUGUCCAAGCAGCAUUGGUUUCAACGUCUGGCAAGGGCCUGCGGGUUCAGUGACAACCAAGCCUUCGCCAUUCCUGCUCAUCGUCCAGUUCUGGCGCGGCCGUUCCAGGCAGAAUUCAACGCCGCCCCUAUGCAAAAUGCUUUGGGUUGGGCCAAGAGCGCCAUCACUUCCAAAGAGGGUGCAGAACUCAAAUCCGAAGCAGCAAAAUUGGCGCUCAAGGCCAAAACGGCGUUUGAGCAUCAAGAUACACAAGAGCUCAAAGAGGGAGCAGCCGACUUCAUGGGCAAGUUGAAGGAGCUUUGGGACCAGAAUGCCGACGAGGAGAUGAAGAUGAAGGCGGCCGUCCUUCUGAACAAAGCGAAACAGACUUUGGAAGCGAAGGGUGUGAAGGACUUGCCAGAAAAAGUCGUGGCAGUCGAGAAGCAGCUAGAGGCAGCCAAGGAUAACUUGGCUGGAGGCAACGUUGAUUUGGCUGAGCUAGCAUCUGCUGCUCGAGACGGUAACCUACAGGGCCAGGCUGCUGGGCUGUUGAAGAUGGCAAUGAAGAAGCCUGAGACGGAGCUCCUUGCCAACAAGGCGGCCGAAACCUUGGAGAAGCUGAAGGCUUCAGGUUUGGACGCGAAGGUGCGGCAGGCAUUCCAGCAAGCUGAGACAAAGCUGGGCCCAAUUCACGUGUAG
Symbiodinium sp. CCMP2456 is the source of this 807-nucleotide messenger RNA. The record is from the annotation of a GenBank genome assembly. NCBI's taxonomy places the organism in Eukaryota, Dinophyceae, Suessiales, Symbiodiniaceae.